Argentina anserina (silverweed cinquefoil) is the source of this 2261-nucleotide messenger RNA. RefSeq names its product probable LRR receptor-like serine/threonine-protein kinase At1g05700. NCBI's taxonomy places the organism in Eukaryota, Viridiplantae, Streptophyta, Magnoliopsida, Rosales, Rosaceae. Bases 32 to 2212 code for a protein of 726 amino acids. The transcript is spliced from 11 exons. Gene Ontology annotation, biological process: signal transduction. Gene Ontology annotation, molecular function: protein binding. The record is from RefSeq and is a predicted model, not a curated record.
AUUAGGCUUGCAGUUAUUACAAAGUAUAAACAUGUCUCAAAUGUUCAUGCAAUUCCCUUUAGCAUUUGCUGGUGCUUUCACUGUGAUGAUGCUGCUAGGUCGGCUAGGUCAUGCCCAGGAUCAAUCAGACUUCAUUAGCAUAAAUUGUGGCCUACAACAAAAUUCAGACUACACAGACAGCACAACAACCAUUCGAUACACUCCAGACACUGAUUUCAUUGACACCGGUGAGGGCAGAACCGUAUCGCGUGCCGAUGAUUUACAGCGUCAGUUUUCGUUUCUUAGAGUUUUUCCUGAAGGAAUCAGGAACUGUUACAAAAUAGACAUUAAAAGCGGGCAAAAGUAUUUGAUACGGGCAAGCUUUAUGUAUGGCAAUUAUGAUGGGGAAGAUAGUUUACCUGAAUUUGAAUUACAUCUUGGAGCUAAUUUUUGGGAUUAUGUGGCAUUCACUCAAAUGGAUUCUCACACAAUCAAGGAGCUAAUACAUAUUCCUAUGCGAAAUUACAUACAUGUUUGUCUGGUUAACAUAAAUAAAGGGGUUCCGUUUAUAUCGACUAUAGAACUCAGGCGUUUACCCAAGGAUAGUUAUCAAACAGAAGCCGGGUCUUUGGCACUUUUGCAGCGAAGUAACAUGGCAGCAAAUGAUACUAUAUACAGGUACCCAAACGAUAAUAAUGAUCGUAUAUGGUAUCCUGAAUUCAGUGGUGAUUGGGAAGAACUAACUACUUUGUUGCCCAUUUCGGAUGAAUCCCCUUACCAGCUCCCAUCUGUUGUCAUGAGUACUGCUGCGACACCAGAUUCUAUUGCAAGCAAAUAUCUGAAUUUUUCAUGGGCGCCCAAAGUCGUUGAUAAAAAUGCAUCAUAUUAUAUUUAUAUGCACUUUGCAGAUUUUGUACUGUUGAACGGCAGCUGGUCCAGAGAGCUCGAUAUUACCAUCAAUGGAGAGCUUAUUUCAGCGCCAUUUUCCCCAGUUUAUUUGCAAACAACAACGAAAAAUACCACUGUUGCUGCAGAAAGAGGAAAUUAUUAUUUUUCAAUAUUUUCACCUGGGAUAUCUUAUCGAUCGAUCCUGAAUGCCUAUGAGAUUUAUAUGACAAAAGAGUUCUUAGUAUUAGAAACAAACCAACAAGACGUUGAAGCAAUUACAAAUCUCAAGUCAACAUAUCAAAUCACUAAGAAUUGGCAAGGAGAUCCAUGCAAUCCUCAAGUUUACCUGUGGGAAGGCGUGGCCUGUAGCUAUCCUGUGAAUAACUCCUCACGAAUCAUAUCCCUGGACUUGUCAUCGAGUGGAUUAACAGGAGAGAUAGCUGAUUAUAUUGCUAAUCUCACAAUGAUAGAGACUUUGGAUUUAUCAAAUAACAAACUAUCAGGAGAAAUUCCAGAGUUCUUGGCGCACAUGCCAAAGUUAAAAUAUUUAAACUUAAAUAAAAAUGAGUUAAACGGCUCAGUUCCUGUUGUCCUUGCUACAAAAGGAGAUGAAGGUUUGUCAUUGAGUGUCUGCGAAAAUCCAGGUUUGACAGGGCAGUUGCCUUGCGUGAAGAAGAAGAAGAAUCAGAUUGUUAUUCCGGUGGUUGUGUCAAUUAUUGUAGUGUUAUUGGUCUCGUCCAUCUCAGCAGCUAUAUUGUGGAAACGUAAAACGGGUCUCGCUAUUUGGAAAUUCCGGAGAGUUGGUGGAGGACAUGAUGAUGGAGGGCAAUGCGAUGUAUUUUUGAGUUUCAGAGGGAAGGAUACGCGCAAAGGUUUCACACAUAAUCUGUACGAAGCUUUAAGUACAGAAGGAAUCACGACAUUUUUUGAUGAUCAUAAGCUCGCAAUAGGAGCUGAAAUAGCGCCUUCGCUUCUCGCUGCAAUAGAAUCAUCAAAGGUUUCUGUCAUUGUGUUCUCAAAAAACUACGUUUCGUCAAGUUGGUGUUUGGAUGAACUUGUUAAGAUCCUUGAGUGUAAGAAGUCGAAGCAGCAAGUUGUUAUCCCAAUUUUCUACAAAGUGGAGCCAUCAACUGUACGACAUCAAUCUGAUACUUUUGCUCUUGAGGGGCUGGUACACAACAGGGACAAGAUCCCUACAUGGCGAGCGGCUCUCACAGAAGUAGCAAGUUUGUCGGGAGUGGCUUACCAGGACGGCCCGUAUGAAUCUGACUUGAUCAAGGAAAUUGUUACAAAGAUAUCGGAUAUUGUCAAUAAGGAGGAGGAAAAGAAAGGAGCUAAACCCUAAAAAGCCAGUUUACCAGUUAUUAUACCUCGCUCAUAUGCUUUCCAUCCAC